Paralichthys olivaceus (Japanese flounder) is the source of this 1121-nucleotide messenger RNA. RefSeq names its product RAN, member RAS oncogene family (gene ran). The record is from RefSeq and is a predicted model, not a curated record. Gene Ontology annotation, cellular component: nucleus; cytoplasm. Gene Ontology annotation, biological process: ribosomal subunit export from nucleus; protein import into nucleus. Lineage: Eukaryota; Metazoa; Chordata; Actinopteri; Pleuronectiformes; Paralichthyidae. Gene Ontology annotation, molecular function: GTPase activity; GTP binding.
CACAGCGCCGGGGUGGUCACGUGAUAAGGGCGGAAACUGCCUCCUAGUCCACGCUGAAUCUCCCGCGAACGCGGCCAUUUACUCUUUUCUCUCCUCGCAGCAGCACCGAUAAAGCGCAACUAUGGCGGAGUCAGUUGUUCAGUGUGUGGCGGUGUUCAAGCUGGUGUUGGUAGGAGAUGGAGGCACCGGAAAAACAACUUUUGUGAAGAGACACAUCACAGGAGAGUUUGAGAAGAAAUAUGUCGCUACUCUGGGAGUUGAGGUGCACCCUCUGAUGUUCCACACAAACAGAGGACCCAUCAGGUACAAUGUGUGGGACACAGCUGGUCAAGAGAAGUUCGGAGGCCUGAGAGAUGGAUACUACAUUCAAGCUCAGUGUGCUAUCAUCAUGUUUGACGUCACCUCUCGAGUCACCUAUAAGAACGUGCCUAACUGGCAUCGUGACCUGGUUCGUGUAUGUGAGAACAUUCCCAUCGUCCUUUGUGGCAACAAGGUGGACAUUAAAGACAGGAAAGUCAAAGCCAAGAGCAUCGUAUUUCACCGCAAGAAGAACCUGCAGUACUAUGACAUUUCUGCCAAGAGUAACUACAACUUCGAGAAGCCUUUCCUGUGGCUAGCAAGGAAGUUGAUUGGUGAUCCCAACCUGGAAUUUGUGGCAAUGCCCGCCCUCGCUCCCCCAGAGGUCCACAUGGACCCGACACUUGCUGCGAAGUAUGAGCAAGAGCUUCAUGUUGCAUCACAAACAGCACUGCCAGAUGACGAAGAUGACCUCUAACCUGUUCCCUGAAUUUUCCCUCUCCCUCCUAGCUGUGGACAGGAAGUUGUUGGGAGUCUUGCCCCCCCCCACCCCUUACUGUAAAAUCCCUUUUCAGAUUUUUUUUUAUUUUUGAAUUUUUUCUGUUUGUUUUAAAACUAAGAAAGAUAACUUGGUGGAAAAGUUGUGGUUCUAAUUUCACUGUAUAAGACACACCCCACCCUCGUGUAGUCAUUGGCAUGGCAACGUGCUACUCUUCAUCAUCGAGCACCCUCCGCUGCACUUAACCAGCCCACAGAAUGCUGUUGUAUGGUGUACUGGAAACACAAUGGGGAGUAAACUUUGAAUAAAAACAUUCUCAAUAUGA